Molecule: messenger RNA, 1127 nt
Organism: Amoebophrya sp. A120
Lineage: Eukaryota; Dinophyceae; Syndiniales; Amoebophryaceae
Source: the annotation of a GenBank genome assembly
AGUAUGCAGCAGGUUAUUUUUCCCCUUGAACAUAAUUGUUACACCCUCUUUAUCUUGUGCUGCUUUAUUGUGGUACACCGAUCCAUUUCACACAUUCUGUCAUACUACGUUUUGACAUUUCUAAAUCCACACGCGUUGUUAUUUUACCGAUCCUAAUUGCAAAUUUUGAGCAACAUCAUCAUUAUGGGUGCUUGUUGCGCCUCGAAAUACCCGGUCGACCGGAUCCAGGGUUGCACGGAAGUUUUGCGUUUGAAGGGCAUUGAAGUUGAUAAAAACAGCGAUACCACCACCUGGCAUCCGCUCCUCGCGAGCACGAACAAUGCCCAGAAGGCGGUGAUCCCGUUGAAAAACCUAGCGGAAUUUCGUAUCGCCGAGCUUUUUGUCGCGGUGUAUUGGCGAAGUUUGGAUUCCGAAGAGGAGAAGCGUGGGCAAUUACGAUUGAAAAUCAGCGAAGAGAGGGAACUGAAAACAAGUGCAAUAAAGCAAGGGCCCGCGGCAGCAAAUGGUGGGCAGGGAGGACCGCAGAAUAAAGCUGAGAAGCCAACACCAUCUGAAGCUGAUGGUACAACUGAAGACAGCGGCGCAGCAGCAGCAGCAGCUGGAACAAAUGCUACUUCCGGCAGCAAAGACGCUGCAUACGAGAAACCGCACGUGGAGAACGAGGACCCCACGGACGUUUCCUUCCAUUUCGGGCAGGCCCCGUGCGGGGCGGCCGCCAUGUACAAGUUUCGGCACUUGUUUCAAAACCAGGAUCUGUUUCUACAGAAGUGCAACAACGAGGACGGGGGCGCAACCCGGGCGGUGAAUAUGUACAAGAGCCAGUUUUUACAUUUGCAGACGCUGAAUAAGAUAAAAAUCGAAGUUCUGUCGAUCCAGAUUCGGUACGAGAAGAUCACGGCGGAGAAAGCGCACCACUGGUCCCCCAUGCUCCUGAUCGCGCCGGAAAGCAGUGAUGAGGAUGUGGAAUACAAGGAGGUCGUGAUGUGAUUUUGAAGUUGGACAUGAGAAGCAUGUGAACGUUCCUAGAAGGUUUUUGUUUCGACGGAAUAUGUACUAAACUAUGAUUUUAACAGUAAGGCUGACAGUUAUUCCGCAAUGAAUUGCGCCUGAAGGUUAUCUUCGUGUAU